This is a messenger RNA of Passer domesticus (house sparrow), 5643 nucleotides long. It is a transcript of the gene ELK4, whose product is annotated as ETS transcription factor ELK4. Lineage: Eukaryota; Metazoa; Chordata; Aves; Passeriformes; Passeridae. Gene Ontology annotation, cellular component: nucleus. Gene Ontology annotation, molecular function: DNA-binding transcription factor activity, RNA polymerase II-specific; sequence-specific DNA binding. The transcript has 5 exons. Gene Ontology annotation, biological process: cell differentiation; regulation of transcription by RNA polymerase II. Bases 181 to 1533 code for a protein of 450 amino acids. The record is from RefSeq and is a predicted model, not a curated record.
CGCCGAGGCCCCCCCCGCGCGCGCGCCCCCGGCCGUGUGGAAGGCGGCCGCCCGCGCGCUGCCCGCCCGGGAUGCGGCCCCGGCGGCCGGGCCGGGCAUGAGGGACGGCGGGGGGGCCGCGCCCAGCACCGGCACCCGACGGCACCCGGGCACCGGCGGGGCUCCUCCUCGCUCUCUGCUAUGGACAGUGCCAUCACCCUGUGGCAGUUCCUCCUCCAGCUGCUCCAAGAGCCCCAGAACAAGAACAUCAUCUGCUGGACCUCCAACGACGGGGAAUUCAAGCUGCUGCAGGCAGAGGAGGUGGCCAGGCUCUGGGGGAUCCGCAAGAACAAGCCCAGCAUGAACUAUGAUAAACUCAGCCGCGCGCUGCGCUACUACUACGUGAAGAAUAUCAUUAAGAAGGUGAACGGGAAGAAGUUUGUGUACAAAUUCGUGUCGUACCCAGAGAUCCUGAACAUGGAUCCCCUCGUGGUGGGCCGGAUCGAGGGGGACCCCGAAAUGCCCGGCUUUGGGGAGGUCACCAGCACCCCCAAGGACGUGGAAAACUGUGGCAAGGAGAAAUCCCAGUCCUGUGCUAAGUCCUCCAGCCGUAAUGACUACAUCCACUCAGGCCUGUACUCCUCCUUCACCCUCAACUCCCUCAACUCCUCCAGCGUGAAGCUCUUCAGGUCCAUCAAGAUCGAGAACCCUGCCGAGAAGCUGACGGAGAAGAAACCUCAGGACCCCACCCCUUCUGUCAUCAAGUUUGUCACCAUGCCCUCCAAAAAGCCUCCCUCUGCCCCCCUGGUCUCCACCACUUCAGCAGUGGCUGUCACCUCCACGGCUUCUGCCACCCCCAGCGUGACCUCCUCGCUCCCCCUGGGCUCUGAGGAGACUCUGCAGACCCUGGAGACGCUGGUCCUGCCCAAGCUGAGCGUCCCUGAAGCCCCUCCAGCCCCUUUGCCAAACCUGAGCACCAGCUUCACCCCGACCCCGCCCAUGUCCUCGGUUUCCCCCAGCCUGCAGGUGCCCUCCACGCCGCCCUCGCCGCCCCUGAGCUCCAACCCCGACCUGGACAUUGACACGGACAUCGAAUCUGUGGCUUCCCAGCAGCUGGAGCAGGCCCAGAGCCUCCAGCAGCAGUCCCCAGAGCCCAAAGAGCAGCAGGAUUCAGCUGGGCUGGAGAAGGAGUUUGCCAAUCACCUCUCCAGAUCGAAAAAACCCAAAGGGCUGGAGCUGGCUCCCACUCUGGUCAUCACAGGCAGUGAUCCCAGUCCUCUGGGCAUCCUGAGUCCUUCUCUGCCAACUGCUUCUCUUACUCCAGCACUUUUCUCUCAGACGCCCAUCCUGCUGACCCCCAGCCCCCUGCUGUCCAGCAUCCACUUCUGGAGCACGCUGAGCCCCGUGGCCCCGCUCAGCCCUGCCCGCCUGCAAGGUGCUAACACCCUCUUCCAGUUUCCAUCCGUGCUGAACAGUCAUGGCCCAUUUACACUCUCUGGACUGGAUGGACCCUCCACCCCUGGCCCCUUUUCCCCGGAUCUGCAGAAGACAUAGCACAUGGAAUUCCUGCAGAAGGACACAGUGGGCAAGGCAAACAUGGGACACUUCCCUUCUGCCACCUUUUUGUAAAACAAGCAGUUUGUAAUUCCACAGAGAUUCUCAACAGUUGGAGUUGUUGCCAUUCCCGAAUCAAAAAAAAAAAAAAAAAAAGCCUUUUUUUGUGCAAAAAUUCCCCCUUUUUUUGGAAGAACCCAGGUUGGGAAUGUAUAUGCAAACGCCUUAAUAGGAGCUGCAGCUCCAGUCUCUUCUCCUCCUCAAUUUGGAAGAUUUUUCCCCAUUCCAAAAGGAAUUUUGGGUGGUGUUGCAGCAACUGAGUCUGCACUGACUGCAGCAAACAGCACCAGAGGAGGCUUUUCUCUGUGACUCUUGAAAAACAAACAAACAGAACCCUCUGUUCUUCUGCUUCCCGUGCUCAGCAAGGAGAACCCUGAAUCCUGAUGGAAGCUGGCAUUCCAGGAGAAGCUUGGGAAUGGGGUGUGUGCUGCCAGCUGUGCCCUGGGGCACCACGACUUGAGCAGCAACAAAAGCACCGGGGCUUUUCUGCUGCCCUUGUCUCCAUUUUUUUCUUUUUGUUAUGUUUUUUGCAGGGAGAAAUUUUUUUUUUUCAAGGAUUUAUUCCAAGUUUAUGUCCAGGACAAUUCUGUGGAGCCCCUGGGAGAAGAGGUGGGGCUGGAUUUGGGAUGUUUCCCUGCCCUCCUUCCCUUCCCAGGAAUGGUUGGGAUGAGCUCCUUCCACUUCUCACAGAGUUUGAAUGCUGGAGUCCAAACAUUUCUUGUGCCACAGCCUGGGAGCUCCCUGCUGGCUCAGCAGGAUGGGAGGAUUUUCCCUGCAGUUUUGGGGGAUUUUCCCUGCAGUUCUGGGGGGUUUUCCUGCAGUUUUGGGGGAUUUCCCCUGGGUUUUUGGGGGAUUUUCCCUGGGUUUCUAUCAGGGAAGUUGCUGCCUGACCUGCAGUUCCAGAGCCCAGCAGGGUGAGUGAGAACAGCAGCAUCCCAGAAUUAGUGUUGCUGUUCUUUCCCCACAGCUCUGGAAAAGCUUCCUGCUUUUCCCCACGUGGAAAAGCUCCUCUUUUGCCAGCUCUGAUCCCAGGUUCUGCAGUGGAGCUGUUGAUUUUGGGGUUUUUUUGGAGGGAGCACUGACCCAAACCAGGUUGAGGGGAUUCCAUGGGGUUUAAGCUCGUGGUAAAUCUGCUUUCACCUCCUUGGUGUCCUGGAUUCAUGAUGCAGGAUUGUUUCCCAGAGCCGUUGGAGGCGAGAUGGAAUUUCUAGGUGGAUUUUUACACCUCAGGAGGCCUUUUAAGAAAACUGAGGGGUGAAACAAUGAGAGCUGCUCCUCUCUCAGCCCCUCAGCCUGGGAGUGUUGGGCUGUGGCUCUGUGUCCUUCCAGUCUGGGGCAUCUGAUGUCAGGCAGCAACUUCUGGCUUUGAGUUGGGGGUGUCAGAGGAUCUUCCCCACCAAAUAUUCCCAGAAAACAGCUGGAGACAUCUCUUCCCUUCAUCAUCCUCCGAGCUGCCACGAGCAGAGGAAGAUUUUCCCCUCUCCAGCACGAGGAGCUGACAGAGCUUGCUGUAAAUACUGCACCUAUUCCGUGGAAAAGUGGUGAACUCAAACUUUUCCAGAGGUUUUUUUUUGUUUUUCCUUCUGCCACUUUUGCAGGCUUGGAAUUCCCUUUAAAGCCACAACACCCAGGACUUUUCUUUUCCUGCAGUGAUGUUCCCUUUCUAUGUCCUGACAUUGAGAUACAGAAAAACCACUUUUGUGUGUUCCUGACGUGACACCUGGGACAGGUGGGUGGAACAGAGUCGCUUUUUUUGGGCAUUGUUCACCUGCCCAGGGGAAAAGUGGGAGAAAAAAAUAUUCCUUUUUCAGGUGGAGAAGCAGGGAGUGAGCUCAUGGAGUGACCUGUCUUCCUGUUGGCUCCUGUCAGAGGCAAAAAAUGCUUCACAUUUAGACAUCAGCAGAUGCAGGAGGAAAUUCCUGCACCAGCAGCUCUUAAAAUGUGCAAUAUUGACCUUUUUUUUAAUUUUAUUUUUGUUUUUGAAAUGCAGAAGCGAAGCUGCAGGUGAUCAUGAAGAGCAGGCAUCUGGAAUUUUUGUUUUUGGUUUGCAUGUUUGGAGCCUGCUCUGGGAAAUUUCUAGAGUUUGUAUAAAUAGCAGCACUUUGGUUGGUUCAGGUUGGCCAAUUUUAUGCCUACCAAAUACUUGGACUUUGACAUUUGCAGGCUGGGAUUUGAAUUGAAAAUUCAUGAAUGAGCACUAAAAACUUGCAAUUUAAUUGCUUCCCUUCCCCCUUGUUCCCCUGUGGAGAAAAGCCAAGUUUAGCUGUUGAAAAUUUGUGCACUUAAUUCUUUGUGAGCUUUUAUGGCUUUGGGCAGAGGGUCAAGCCCAAAAAAAUGUUCUUUGUGGGCUCCUGCUCCUCUCCAAGAAGCUUCCCAAAAUUGCUGUGCCACAGAGAUCCAGCUUUUCCUGUGGAAACGCAGCCUGGAUGGGAAGGUUUCCACCAGGAAAAAAAAGAGUGUGGACAGGAUGAGAAGCUCAGGAGGCAGCUGGGGAAGGGAGAGGAGGUGGCAGAGGAGCAGCCCGUGCUGCCUUUUCUCCGCUGCAGUUUUCAGGUCACUGAAGGGAAUAUUUCCUUGUUGAUGUGCUGCCUCUUGAGGCCCGUGGACUGACAGGGAGCUGCCAGCUCCUCCUGGGUCCCAUUCCUGACUGAGCUCCCUGGGGGCUCAGCUCUGUCACCUGCUGGUUCUUUAGGUCACUUCAGGAGCACUUUUGUGCAGCUCCUCACAAUUUGUUGUUAAUUUAGCCUAAGGCAGGUGGGGUUAGAGUAGAUUCUGGUUUAGUUCUGUACCGUGGUGAUUUAAAAAAAAAAAAAAAACAACAAAAAAAAAAUUAAAAUGCAGCAUUACAGAAGCUUUUUUUUUUUUUUUCUUAGGUUCCUGUUGCUGGAGUAGCUUUGGUUUUGUGGAAUGCUUGGUAAUUUUUGCAUCAGUUUGUUCCUGGCUGGCUUGGGUUGUGUGGGAGGUCAAAGCAUUUUGGUAGAAGACAGACAAGAACCCAGCUCCUGGAGGUGGGAAUAAACCCCUGCUGUUGGUCACACCUUCCAUGAAACCCAAACAUUCAAAUUCCCUAGGACUUAGGGAAUCCUGGAAGCUGAACUCGUGUCUUGCUUCUGGAAAUCUCUUUUUUUUUUGUUUAUUUUUCCAUGGGGAGCUGCUGCUGCUGCCUGGCUCUCUUUGGGAUCCUGGAUUUUCAGUUCCUGGCAGGAGCAGCUCCUGGAAGCAGAAAAAUGGCCCAUGGUCAUGGAGCCCUGGGUGUUCUGUCUGUCCUGGGGAGGUGAUCCUGGUAAAAGGGUGAUGGAGGAAUUUUGGGGUUGUUUUAGCAGCAGCUUUAGGUUUAGAGCUUUGUUUCAGAGCCGUCCUCAGCAGGGGAUGCAGUUCCUGUGCUCAGCUUCUGGCACAUUCAAGCUCUGGUUUGCAAUAGGAAGGGAUAGAAUCCCUGGGGUUGGACAAUUCCUUGUUUUCACGUGGAGCAUCCCCAGGUUUUGUGUCCUGGAAUCCUUGGGGUGAUGGGGUGCUGUGUGAGAACAGAAGGGCUUUGCUUGGGGUCAUUUCCCCCCGAUGCAUUUUCAGACCUCAGCUAUCUCCCAGAUGGAACAUUUUGGGUUUUUGGUGUUGAUUCAGAGGGCAGUGAAGCUGCUGAGGUGCAGAUCUCCCUUGUCCAGCUUCCCCCAGGCCGGGAGCUCCAUCCCUGGGGGCUGCAGCUGGGGUGGGUGGGAGUGAAGGGCCCUGCUCCCCUCCUGGAGCUUCUCCUCCAGCUGAGACCAGCUCUGCCCCUCUGGUGGGUUCAUUCCUUUAUUCACCUCGUUCUGCUCCUGUUUUCUGGCAGUUUUGAUGUGCUCUGCAGUUGAACCUCUCCAUUUUUAAGGCAGAUUUGUUUCCAGUCCAUCUCAGUGUCAGCUCUGAGAUGGACAUCCCUCAGCAGUGGGUCAGGGAACGUUGUUAAAAUCCACAGGAACUUAAAAACUUCUGAGUUUUGGGUGCCUGUUUUGGUUUGUUUCCUUCCUCAGCUCUGUGAGGAAUAGAAUCUGGAUCUGGAAGAGUAGAAAUGGG